Molecule: messenger RNA, 2100 nt
Organism: Syngnathoides biaculeatus (alligator pipefish)
Lineage: Eukaryota; Metazoa; Chordata; Actinopteri; Syngnathiformes; Syngnathidae
Product: regulator of G-protein signaling 21-like
Exons: 5
Coding region: 136-693 (185 amino acids)
Source: RefSeq, a predicted model, not a curated record
UGUACCAGCACCCCCUGCCCAUAGCAACAGGAGACCUCGGUAUAAAAACCAACAAGCUCAGGGAAGCCUCCAAAGUGUUUCUCAGCUGCAGCAUGACCUGGACCAAGAGCCUGAGACAGCAGACUUAACAAAACAAUGCCAAGCCUAAUUGUCCCACCACCCACACAGCACUUCAUUAUGGACAGAGAUGACAGGAAGCGAAACAAGAGCAUUGGAAAGAACUUUAUGUGCCGGCUCCAGUGCAUGUUCUCACACUCAUCAAGUUUUGAGAGCAGGCUAACUUUAGAAGAUACCCAACAAUGGUCACAGUCUUUGGAAAGACUUCUGGAAUCAAAAUAUGGAUUAGCUGCUUUUCGCAACUUUCUGAAAUCUGAAUACAGCGAUGAGAAUAUUGAGUUUUGGCUCACCUGUGAGGACUACAAGAAGAUUAAAUCUUCAUUCAGAAUGGCGUCAAAAGCCAAGAAAAUUUAUGAACAAUUUAUCAAAGCUGAAUCACCCAAAGAGAUCAACAUUGAUUAUCACACUCGAGAGCAGAUCAAAAGAAGCAUCAAGAGUCCCACCAUAUACUGUUUUGAUGACGCCCAGAAGAUUGUUUACGGGUUGAUGGAAAGAGACUCAUACCCACGGUUUCUACGCUCUGACAUUUACAGAACUCUCCUCGAAAAUCUCUCUGCUGAUGACACAAAAGGAUGAAAGCAAGAACACACCAAAGGACAUACAACUCAUGACUGGAAUGCUCGAAUCAAUUCAACUGGGAGGAUUGAUAAAGUCAAAAGGAAGACGGUCAAUAAUCACGCCUCAGACAAAAAAGGAGCAUUGAAGUCUUCACUGGGCCCUCAAUUCUGCUCUGGUCCCGUCAUGGAAGGAUUCCCACACUGAGCACGAUGCACCCAUCGAAUGUGAAAUAAGACAACUAAAUAACCACACCGCCAGUCAUAAUGAAAAUGUAGAAUGUGAUUUGCUGGCAUCCGAAUGAGUCGUUGAUGUCUUUGGCUAAAACGCAGUGACUGACACCUGCUCUGAUCAAUGAGUUAAGAACAACCCACACAAACCGGACCUCAACUGCCCUUGUUUGCAGAGAUGGUUACAUCAGGGCUAAGGAUUAAGAAUGCAACAUAGGAGUCAGACUCACUAAAUUGUGUACUGUAUGUAUUGGAGAGAUUUUACUUUGUGAAGUUUGAAAUCCUUCUAUCUACAUCUAAGGUAUUCCAAAGCAUGGAGGUUGUGAAGGAUGCUUUUGUUUGUAAUACACACCCAGCAUAAUUCUUUGAAGACACAAAUCCCCGUUUAUAGACGAUCACAGUGUUGUUUUGUCAUUGUUUCAAUUCACCAUACCUUGGAUAUUCAAUUCAUAUUGACAAUAUUGAUGCUGCUGUUCGUUUGCUCCAUGAGACAUGUUCAUUGAAAUACAAGACUGUUAAAUGACAGACCUAUGGGUCAUAUCACGAGUACUCAUAUGUCCUAAUUUUUCGGUUAGGUUUUGAAAUGUCAAUCAAUGUCUUUGCAGUAGGUCGUUUUGCACUGAAUGAAAGCAUAGCUAUGCAAUUGUUACAUUUGACUAUUUAUGUGACACUUUAACUUAGAUUUGAGUGGAAUCAGUAUUAGAUUUUGGACAACAGCAAGUGAGGUAACUUUCCUUUGAAAAAAAAAGUGAAUUUCAUAUAUGCUGACUACAAUAGAAGUCAGAUUUGCACCACAGAAAGGUCACUUCUCGUGAUUAUUGCACAGUGUACCCUUGCCUAUUCACAGCCCCACGUAUUUACAGAUUUUGCUACCCAUUUACAGAUUUGGCUACCCAUGUGUUCUUUUUUUAAUUUUCAGUCGUAGACAGCGCCUGAUAAUGUGGUGCACCUUAUUGUAUAUAUCCACUUCUUCUUCUUCUUCUUCUUCUUUUCCUUUCGGCUUGUCCCGUUAGGGGUCGCCACAGCGUGUCAUCUUUUGCCAUCUUAGCCUAUCUCCUGCAUCUUCCUCUCUAACCCCAACUGCCCUCAUGUCUUCCCUCACCACAUCCAUAAACCUUCUCUUUGGUCUUCCUCUCGCUCUUUUGCCUGGGAGCUCCAUCCUCAGCAUCCUUCUACCAAUAUACUCACUCUCUCGCCU